Messenger RNA from Anopheles merus, 1725 nucleotides. RefSeq names its product trafficking protein particle complex subunit 2-like protein. NCBI's taxonomy places the organism in Eukaryota, Metazoa, Arthropoda, Insecta, Diptera, Culicidae. The transcript is spliced from 3 exons. Gene Ontology annotation, cellular component: cytoplasm; TRAPP complex; nucleus. Bases 227 to 1285 code for a protein of 352 amino acids. The record is from RefSeq and is a predicted model, not a curated record. Gene Ontology annotation, biological process: endoplasmic reticulum to Golgi vesicle-mediated transport.
CAAAGGUGCGUGACUUCCACGGAAAGAGUGCACAAACAAUAGCAAACAGAAGCGCGACGAAAUUACGGUGCAUUAUUUUUACGCAUUUAAAGAGUAAAUCUGUCCGACUUUUUAAUCAUUCCUCUACAACACUUUUAAGCAGCGCCCUCAUCCCCGUCCUCCGCUCGCUUCGCCGAGCAGCGAAGAAGGAAAGCGAUAUUCACCUCCCUCCAACCUCCAUCCAGUAAUGCCAUUCAUCCCAUCGGAAGUGACGCUCUCGGUGGCGGGGGCCGGGGCCGCCACCGGUCUGCUCGGUUCGAUCGUGCUGCUGCGACUGUACAAGCUGCGCAAGUGGGGCUGGGUAAAGUCCAACUUUUCCCUGCGCGGCAAAACGUUCGUCAUCACCGGUGCCAACACGGGGCUCGGGUACGAAACGACCAAAGCGCUCGUCCGCCGCCAGGCGACGGUCGUGAUGGCGUGCCGCAACCUGGCCAAGGCGAACGAAGCGAUCGGCAAAAUCCACACCGAGCUGGGUGCCGUUGCGCCCGGUGCGCUAAUACCGAUGGAGCUGGAUCUGGCCUCGUUCCGUUCGAUACGCAGCUUUGCCCGGGAGCUGGUGCGCACCGUGCCGCAGCUGUACUGUCUGGUGAACAAUGCCGGGCUGGCGGUAAGGACGCCCGAGUUUACGCGCGAACACUACGAGGUCCACUUCGGGGUGAACCAUCUCGGCCAGUUUCUGCUGGUGGAGCUGCUGAGGGAGCGACUGCUCGAGCAGCGGACGCGUGUGGUCGUUGUGUCGUCGCGCAUGCACGAGAUCGAGGCGGAGAUCGAUUUCGAGCAGCUGGGCCGGUGGGUUGAGUACGGUAGCCGGCUGAACCGGCUGUACAACAACUCGAAGCUGAUGAACUUCUACUACGCCCGGGAGCUGUACAAGCGCGGCUACAACGUGCACGUGCUGUGUCCGGGCCUGUGCCAUACGGACUUUUUCCGCCACUACGAGCCGAAAUGGUACCACUAUCUGGUGUUUUCGCCCAUCGUCUGGCUGAUGCUACGGUCCGGUGAACAGGGGGCGCAGAAUAUAAUAUACGCAGCAACGGAAAGUGUGACCACGCCGGACCGUAACCCGGUGACGGGUUACUUCAUCUCGAACGUGAAAAUGCGCCGCUCCAAGUUUCACUUCGACGAGGAAACGUCCGUCCGGUUGUGGGACGCAAGUGUGCGCGCGAUUGCGGACGCGGACGCCAAGUCGGUCGAGCAAAGCGUUUCGACCAGCUCCGAAAGCACCAGAGACGCACGCAGAUCCUAGUGGCCAAGGAUAUAAUUAAGACUGUUGGGAUUGUUGGUUGUUGUUGGUACCUUACAGAGGUUUCCAGAGGUUCUCAUAGUUGUGGGACACUCUUUCCUUGAUUCUUUCUUAUGGGAAGUGUACUUCAUAUGAUGGAAAUUGGAUUCUAUGGCAACCUCUUUGAACAGGAUGAUUGGAAAUACUUAUUGGAUUUGUCCAACAAGUGUGUUAUAGAGUCCAAUUACAUUAAGUUCAGUUCAAAAAGGAGUCAAUGAAAUGUCCCACAGCUAUGAGAACUCCUGGAAAACCGUGUACGAUUGGUGAUGGAAUGGCAUACAUUGGAUGAGGGUUUCUGACGGGUGAAUCUUUUUCUACGGUUUAAGGGGUUGUAGUUAGUUGUACUUUUUAUGAGGCUUUUUGAAGAGAUUAUAAUAACCAGCUCGAAUGUACUUACCUGAAUU